AUGCUCCUCGUCCUCGCUACCAGCGCUUCGCUUCACACCGCUGCGCGCGCGCGGCCACCGACGUGCGUGGCGACCGCUCCGCCGGUCGGCACCUCGUACGACACUGGCGCCUUUGACGCGGCCGUCAUGAAGACGUAUAACCGGUACCCGCUCGCGGUUGCUGGCGGGGAGGGCUGCGAGCUCGUUGAUCUCGACGGCCGGCGGUACCUCGACUUUGCAGCCGGCAUCUCGACGUGCACACUCGGCCACGCAAACCCGAAGCUCGCGGCGGCGGUGGCGGCGCAGAUGGGGCGGGUGAACCACGUGUCGAAUCUGUACUAUAUCCCCGAGCAGGGCGAGCUCGCGCAGCGCCUCGUCGCCACCUGCAAUCUCGACAAGGCGAGAGAAGCUGCCAACCGCGCCGCGCAGUCUCCUUGA
Molecule: messenger RNA, 417 nt
Organism: Emiliania huxleyi CCMP1516
Lineage: Eukaryota; Haptophyta; Isochrysidales; Noelaerhabdaceae
Product: acetylornithine aminotransferase
Exons: 2
Coding region: 1-417 (138 amino acids)
Molecular function (GO): identical protein binding; pyridoxal phosphate binding; transaminase activity
Source: RefSeq, a predicted model, not a curated record